Gordionus sp. m RMFG-2023 is the source of this 2288-nucleotide messenger RNA. Its product is annotated as bromodomain-containing protein 7-like. Bases 44 to 2254 code for a protein of 736 amino acids. The transcript has 12 exons. Gene Ontology annotation, cellular component: nucleus. The record is from RefSeq and is a predicted model, not a curated record. Gene Ontology annotation, biological process: regulation of transcription by RNA polymerase II. NCBI's taxonomy places the organism in Eukaryota, Metazoa, Nematomorpha, Gordioida, Chordodea, Parachordodidae.
CUGUCACAUAAUCUUAUCUAUACCUGCCACAUAUUGACUGGUUAUGUCAUUCUUUGAUUUUAGCAAAAUAGGUGAUUCAAAUAUUAAAAUAAAAAAUUUGGGAAUGGAAAAUAGACCACUUAAAUUGAUUUUAAAAGUUGGGAAAGAUAUAAAAUCAAUGGAAAUUCCACGAUCACAGAGAGAAUCCUUAUACAAAAUGUCAUCAAUUAGUAAUAGUUCAGAUUAUAAUCCUACUUUUUUAAAUGAAAAAAGAAAGCACAAGAGUUUAUUUAAAAAUAUGAGAGAAAAAAAAAUAAAAAUACAAUCUUAUGAUGAAGAAAUUGAAAAUAUUGAUUCAGUGGAUUCAUGGCAAUCAUCAUCAUCCACUUCUUUGUUAAAUGAAAAUAAAAAUCAUUUUUUAUCUAAUACAUGUGAUGUCACUACAAAUACAAAUGAAAGCACAGAAUUAAAUGAAAUCGAUAAGAAAAGAACAUGUGUUAAAAACACUAAAAAAGAUUUACCUAUCCAGCAAUGUUUGUUUAUGUUAAUUAACAUUUUGGAAAAAAAAGAUCCUAAUGGGUUUUUUGCAUACCCAGUUAAUGAUCUGAUAGCACCUGGCUACUCUUCUAUAAUUCAACAACCCAUGGAUUUUAGUACAAUUAGAAAUAAAAUAGAAAACAAUGAAUAUGAAACAAUAGGAUUGUUUCAUAAAGAUGUUAAAUUAAUGUGUAACAAUGCCUUGACAUAUAAUUCUCCUGAUACUAUAUAUCACAAAGCUGCCAAGAAAUUGCUGGCAGCCUCAUACAAAUAUCUUGCAAAAGAUAAAUUUGUGGGAUACAGACUCAACUACAGUUGCAUAGAUAAAUUAAACUAUUCACAAUUGGGUUUUGAUUUGAACGCCCUAGUAUCCAUUAAAUCUGGAUCUAAUCUAACUGAUGAAACCGACUUUAAUGAUAAUAUACAGGGUAGAUUAUCGGGAGAUGACGAUUCCAAUGCAGCAUUUCAUGAACAAAAGGAAACGGAUGUGAGUCACAUACGGCAAUAUGACAAAGAUAAUAUGAUCGAACGUAAAAGGAAACAAAGACUACUUAAAAGGGAAGGCAGGUUAAGGAACAGACGUAUCAAUCAAAGUCACUUCAACGAGACUGGCCAAAACCUCACCACCUCUCAUCCCAAUUUCGACCAGGCCGAGUUUGUCACCACGAUGAUACAGGACAUUGAUAUUAUGCACGCAAUAGGCGAUCAAGUUAUAGUAGAAGAACGGGAAAUCGUGGAUGAAGAACACUUAUGCAAUGAUUCCGAGCUGAGCCCGGAGCAAAUUUUAGCCGAUGCAAAUAAGGCAUCUGAAGAUGCUAGGAAAAAAUUGGAGGCUAUCAAUCCGUAUGGCAAACUGGGAUUUUUACGCACCGACCACACAGGUCACACUUCUCUAUCCUUCAUCCCAUCAGGACCUUAUAUCUCGGAUUUCGAUGAUAACUCCUUACAAAAUCCGUUCAAAGAAAAUUUAAAACUCACAAAUUUGAACGGAGUUCCUCUUAUGGUUGGAACCGACUCAGUCUCCAAAGAAGAUAAUAUGUAUUUAUACGGAAAUCACCAAAAAAUUAACGCCGUUCAAUACCUAGAAAAGUAUGGUUGUCUAAAUAGCAAUUACAACCCCUUUUCCUCAUACGCGCCAUUUUGGGACUCCACAGAUGCUAACAUAACAAAAGAAGAAACCGAUUUACUCGAUAGCAUAUACAAUUCUAGAAUCGAUGACACCUCCAAUGAAAUAACAACCCCGGCCACACUUGAUACUAGUAUUUUAUCUCUCGAUUCUGAAUAUGCUCUCAGUCUUAAAACUUUUUCUCGCCUGCCUUCUAUUCAAAAUUACGUGGACGAUUUACUGGAUUCAUUGACUCAAGGGGCCCAUGGAAAGAAUUCUCAAGCCAUAAAUGAUAUCUUAGAGAAGUUGGAACAUUCUAGGAAUAACGCUGAGCUAGAUAAAGAGAGCCAAAAAUUUUAUAGUGACUUACCGGAUGAAUUGAUAGAGAAAUUUAAAUUAGCUUCUAAAGCUAUAGUUGAUUUAAACCAAGCGCAGAAGAGUAGACUUUCCUUACCGAUUAAGCAUUUAAGUUUGGCGCCUCCUCCUACAGAUAGAGAAAUAAAUUUAGCUUCUCGGGCUAGAGACAAUUUAGUAAAAUUAGCUAUGAACGCUAAACCUAAAGAUUUGGUGAACGCUGAAAGUAUUCAUAACCUUAUAGGUCUUAAAACACCAAUUUAUACUGAAAUAUUAUGAUUAUUUAUGAUUACUUAUAAUCUUUUUAUGUCAA